Molecule: messenger RNA, 4446 nt
Organism: Pochonia chlamydosporia 170
Lineage: Eukaryota; Fungi; Ascomycota; Sordariomycetes; Hypocreales; Clavicipitaceae
Product: ABC multidrug transporter
Exons: 3
Coding region: 1-4446 (1481 amino acids)
Biological process (GO): transmembrane transport
Cellular component (GO): membrane
Molecular function (GO): ATP hydrolysis activity; ATP binding; ABC-type transporter activity
Source: RefSeq, a predicted model, not a curated record
AUGGCUGAGCCGCCGGAGAGUAAAGAGCUGGAGCUCAAAUCUCCGGACCCUGCAGCGGCAUCAGUCCAACCCACCAGCGAGGAGCGUCAUGAUUCUCCUUCCGACUCUGACGACAAAGAGCUACAUAUCGACGAAAAGGGCGCUGAGCGUGAAGAGGAAGAGCAUGAAUUAGGCGAUGUCACGAAAGAGUCAAAUCGAAACCGUUUAAAUGUCACAAAAAGCGUUGCGACUGAUGCCAGUGUUGCUACUGGUGCGCCUUCAACAGUUCUACCCCCACCCGCCAAACCUUGGUACAAACAAAUAAACCCGUUGCGAUGGGGAGGAAUUCCGGCUGUUCCCAAGGAACGAAUUGUGUCACGCGAGUAUACCGCAGGCUUCUUCAGCAAGUUGACGUUUCAAUGGAUGACACCUCUUAUGACUACUGGCUACAAGCGACAGCUGGAAAAAGGCGAUAUUUGGGAGGUAAAUCCGGACCGAGCUGUUGAACCACUCACCCAAAAAGUCAAAGAAUCGUUCUACCGUCGUGUCAAAAACGGCGAAAAGAACCCUCUGUUCUGGGCACUACACGAAACCUUCAAAUUUGAAUUCUGGUUAGGUGGUUUGUGUGCGCUCAUUACCGCCGUUUUGCAGGUCAUCGCUCCAUUUACGCUCCGGUUUCUCAUCCAAUUUGCCACAGAUGCGUACAUCGCCAACGUUGAAGGAGGCCCUGCGCCGCCGAUCAAAAAUGGCAUCGGUCUCGCUAUUGGCGUCACUGCCAUGCAAAUUUUUCAGGCAUUCGGUGUGAGCCACUUCAUUUAUAGGGGAAUGAUGAUGGGUGGUCAGAGCAGAGGUGUUCUCAUUGGCUUCAUCUAUGAGAAAGCCAUGGUCAUUUCUGGCAGGGCAAAAGCAGGCGGCACCAAAGCUUCGAUGAUGCCUGAAGCAGAUGAUGCUGAUGAGAAGGAGAAGGGUAAGGAGAGCACUACAGACGACAAGAGCGGCAAAUCCAAGAAGAAGGGCAAGAAGGGAAAGAAGGGAAUGCCUGAGCAGGAUGGCCUCGGCUGGGCGAAUGGACGCAUCGUCAACUUGAUGAGUGUUGACACGUACCGUAUCGAUCAGGCGUCCGCCCUUUUCCAUAUGAUCUGGACCUCUCCCGUUGUUUGUCUGAUCACCUUGGUAUUGCUGCUCGUCAACUUAACAUACAGCGCCUUGGCGGGAUUUGCCCUUCUCGUUGUUGGUGUCCCAGCGCUCACAAAGGCUAUCCAAACUUUGUUCCGUCGACGCAAAGCUAUCAACAAAAUCACUGAUCAACGUGUUUCUUUGACUCAGGAGAUUCUCCAAUCUGUGCGAUUCGUGAAGUAUUUUGGUUGGGAAAAGGCCUUCAUCGCCCGUCUUGGCGAGUUCCGCGCCAAGGAGAUCUACUCGAUUCAAGUCCUACUGGCUAUUCGAAACGCCAUCAAUGCCGUUAGCAUGUCAUUGCCCAUCUUUGCAUCUAUGCUCUCGUUCAUCGUGUACUCGCUAUCAAAUCACGAUUUGGCACCUGCCAAGGUCUUCUCGUCUUUGGCCCUGUUCAAUGGUCUGCGCAUACCCCUUAACUUACUGCCCCUAGUUUUGGGUCAAGUCACCGACGCGUGGUCGUCCAUGAAACGUAUCGAAGAGUUUUUGAUGCAAGAGGAGCAAGAAGAAGAUGUCAUUUAUAGACCAGACGGGGCGAACGCGGUCGAGAUGGUUGAUGCGGCGUUCACCUGGGAGAGAACAGCUACUCAGGACCCUGAUAAAGGCAACAUUGCUGGCCCAGGCAAAGACAAGAAGACUGCGAAGGAACCUAAGAAUGCACCCAAACCCUCGAAGCCUAAAACUACUACAGGAAACACCGAAGAAGACUCUGCAAGCACAUUGGUCGAGGAGCGAGAGCCAUUUAAACUCCAAGAUUUGAACUUUGAGGUCAAACGAAACGAGCUCGUCGCCGUCAUUGGGACCGUCGGCAGCGGCAAAAGUUCUCUUCUCGCUGCUUUAGCUGGAGAUAUGCGCAAAACCAACGGAGAUAUUGUUUUUGGGGCUUCCCGAGCAUUUUGUCCUCAGUACGCUUGGAUUCAGAACACUACUCUUCAGAACAACAUUACCUUUGGAAAGGACAUGGAUCGUGACUGGUACCGUGAAGUCAUCAGAGCAUGCGCUCUCCAAGCUGACUUGGACAUGCUUCCUAACGGUGACCAGACCGAAAUCGGCGAACGAGGCAUCACGAUUUCCGGCGGUCAAAAGCAGCGUCUCAACAUUGCUCGUGCCAUCUACUUUGAUGCCGAUGUUAUUCUCAUGGAUGAUCCCCUUAGUGCGGUGGAUGCACACGUCGGGCGGCAUAUCUUCGACAAUGCGAUCCUGGGCUUACUGAAGGAUAAGUGUCGCAUCCUAGCCACGCAUCAACUUUGGGUCCUCAGCCGUUGUGACAGAAUUAUAUGGAUGGAUGGCGGCAAAAUUCAGGCAAUUGAUACUUUCAACAAUUUGAUGAAGGAUCACAAGGGUUUUCAAGCUCUCAUGGAAACCACUGCCAUAGAGGAAAAAGAGGAAGAACCCCAAGCUGUUGCUCCCGUUGACCUCGCAGACGAGCGCAGGAAACGCCAGAAGAACAAGAAAGGAGCCGCUCUUAUGCAGCAAGAAGAGAAACCCGAAUCAAGCGUGCCCUGGUCUGUCUAUGGGGCAUAUGUGCGCGCGUCUGGUUCAAUCCUGAAUGCUCCAUUCAUCAUUAUUGUUCUGAUUAUUUCGCAAGGCGCCAACAUCGUAACGGGUCUUUGGCUUUCGUGGUGGACAUCAAACAAAUUCGGCUAUUCUACCGGCGAAUACAUCGGCAUCUAUGCUGCACUUGGUGUUGUCCAAGCUCUUCUCAUGUUCAUCUUUUCCGUAACGCUAUCAAUACUGGGAACGAACUCCAGCAAAGUCAUGUUGCGCGACGCCGUUCAACGUGUACUGCGCGCCCCAAUGUCCUUCUUCGAUACCACACCCCUCGGCCGCAUCACGAAUCGCUUUUCCCGGGAUGUGGAUGUCAUGGACAACAAUCUAACAGACGCUAUCCGAAUGUACUUUUUUACACUAGCCAUGGUUACGGCUGUUUUUGCCCUCAUCAUCGCCUACUUCCACUGGUUUGCCAUCGCCUUGGUUCCCCUUUACUGCCUGUUCAUCUUGUCCGCAUCAUACUACAGGGCAUCGGCCCGAGAAGUAAAGCGAUUUGAAUCAGUAUUGCGAUCCAACGUCUUUGCAAAAUUCGGCGAAGGUCUCAGCGGAGUAGCAUCUAUCAGAGCGUAUGGUCUCAAGACCCGAUUCAUCAAUGAGCUUCGGAGUUCGAUCAAUGAGAUGAACGGUGCGUACUAUCUCACUUUUUCGAAUCAGAGAUGGUUAUCUGUUCGUUUGGACAUGGUCGGCAAUGCGCUAGUAUUCACCGUGGGCAUCCUGGUUGUGACCUCGCGAUUCAGCGUCAAUCCAUCCAUUGGUGGUCUUGUGCUCAGCUACAUUCUCUCAAUUGUUCAAAUGCUUCAGUUCUCUAUUCGACAGCUGGCCGAGGUGGAAAACGGAAUGAACGCUGUGGAGCGCUUGCAGUACUAUGGCUCGCAGCUCGAAGAAGAAGCCCCUCUACAUACCGUUGACGUACGUGAGAGCUGGCCAGAGAAGGGUGAAAUUAUCUUUAAUAACGUCGAGAUGAGAUAUCGCGAGAACCUUCCACUGGUCCUACAAGGGCUGUCCAUGCACAUCCGCGGUGGAGAGCGUAUCGGUAUCGUUGGUAGAACGGGAGCGGGAAAGAGCUCCAUCAUGAGCACCCUAUUCCGCCUUGUCGAAAUUUCUGCCGGCAGCAUCACCGUCGACGGCAUCAAUAUCUCCACAAUUGGUCUUUACGACCUUCGUUCUCGUCUUGCCAUUAUCCCACAGGAUCCAACUCUCUUCCACGGCACCAUCCGCAGCAAUCUCGACCCCUUCAGUGAGCAUACCGACCUAGAGUUAUGGUCAGCCCUUCGUCAAGCCGAUCUCGUUCCCGCCGACGCAUCAAUGGAUGACCGCAAGACCGAUCCAUCCCGACUUCAUCUCGACACUGUUGUUGAAGAAGAUGGCCUCAACUUCUCUCUCGGUCAACGUCAACUCAUGGCUCUAGCUCGCGCGCUCGUCCGCGGCUCUCAAAUCAUCGUUUGCGAUGAAGCCACUUCGUCUGUGGACAUGGAGACUGACGACAAGAUCCAAAAUACCAUGGCAACCGGUUUCAAGGGCAAGACCCUUCUAUGUAUUGCUCACCGUCUCCGCACCAUCAUUGGGUACGACCGCAUUUGCGUCAUGGACGCGGGUCAGAUCGCAGAGAUGGAAACCCCUCUUGCACUUUGGCAGCAAGGCGGAAUCUUUAGAAGUAUGUGUGACAGAAGCGGUAUUCGAAUGGAGGAUAUUCAGGGGGCUAAGGAUGGUUUGGCUGCGUUGGAUGCAGGACCAAGCAACUAG